CAGGCUUACCCUCAAGUGUUGCGGAACGUUUCGGUUUUUUUUGAAACAAAAAUCAUUUAGUAUCAAUCUUGGGAACGAACAAGUACAAAAGAAAAAAAAUUCUGCAGAAAAAGCAAUUCUCAUAGAAUAUAUGUAUAUAUUUUGCAGUAUAAAAACGACAAAACUUCGGCAAAAUCGUUAACGGAACUCUCUCUCUCUCUCUCUCUUAGUUUUAAAUUCGAUAUCGAAAGAUAUAUAUCCCCAAUCUUCAACCAUUAGGGAUGACGGACAACAGUGACAAUAACGCAGACGAAGAGUUCUUUAGCUUCACCUCGGGGUCUUCCAACGAGAACUUGAGCGUGAAACCGGCCCAAAUCCACUUGCCAGUAGAAGCAGAAGAACGUGAGGAACAUUCAGAGUCAAGUGCUAGGGUCUUGGUGCUGCGGUCCGAGAACGAUAUCGAAGGAGAAGAGGGGGAGGAGUGUUCAGAAUCGGAUACAGAUCCAAAAGAACCACCGAUACAGCAUGAGAAUUCCGAGGAAGCCGAGGCAGACUCGCCGCCGGGUUCCACUUUGACCUAUGCUGAGGAAGAGGAGGAGGAUAAUGGUAAUGAUAACGAUAACGAUGAUGAUGAUGGCGACGGCGAUGUCGAGGACGUGGUUGAAGAGGAGGACGACAACAAUGACGCUGGUUAUGUUGAGGAUGGGGAGGAAACCGAAGAUGGCGAGGACGUCGAGGACGAUGAGGCUAAUCAGUUUUGUGUGGAUUAUGACUCGGAUUCCAUGCAGAAGGAGAGCCCAGGACAGUACAAAUUUGGUGGCUAUCAUCCGGUAUCGGUGGGCGAUGUCUUCAAAGAUCGUUACUAUGCCAUCCACAAGCUCGGCUGGGGACACUUCUCCGUCGUCUGGAUGUGCUUUGAUAUUAAAAUGGAACGCUAUUGCGCCAUCAAAUUGGUCAAAUCCGCUGAUCAUUUCACCGAGACGGCCCGCGAUGAGAUCGAGCUUCUCAAUUUCAUCACCGUCAGCCACUGGCAUCCAUUGCGCGAUCGCAUUGUCCAGUUCACAGAUCACUUCCAAGUGAGCGGCACCCACGGCACGCACCUGUGUUUGGUCUUUGAGAUCCUGGGCGAUACCCUGCUCAAGCUGAUCCAGCGGUCUCGCUACCAAGGUCUACCGAUCCGUAAUGUCAAGCAGAUAGCUCUUCAGGUGCUGGAGGGUCUCUACUAUAUCCACAAACAUUGCAACAUCAUUCAUACCGAUUUGAAGCCCGAGAAUGUCCUGGUGGUGGGCAAUAAUCUGGCUAUACGCGCCCAGGCCACACGCGUGGUGACUGCCUUCUUCAAGGACAAUGCCCAUCUCAUCAGGCCGAGAAAUGCCACUGGUGGCAUGGCCGCUGCUCAUCGUUCCGUCAGCUUCCUGGUUUCGGAUGACUGUGCCUGUGGCAUCGCCGAGAACAAGAGCACUGGCAAGGGUUCCCGCUCGACUAAGAGAAAUGCCAAUUGUUUGCCUAAAAACACAACAAAGACUUUCACUUCUGCCACCAAGCUGACCAAGACCGCAAAGCGAAAGUUACGGGCUCGUGCCAAGCGCAGCAUUAGCUUCUUUCUGGAGCACCGUCAGUGGUUGCGCCAGCAGGCCAUAGACGAUCUCAUGAUCCUGGCCCAAAGCAAUUAUCUAACGCCAACUCUGGCUGCUCGGGCUGUCACCGGCAGGCUCUCCUUUAUGCCACCCCUUGACGGCGUGGUGAUCCUGAACGAACAGGACUUUGAGCAAGUGGAGCAAUUGGAGCAGAUGGAGCGUUCAGGCGGUAAGAAAACUGGAAAGCGAAGCUCACAAUUAAGGCUAGAGCCAACUCACUAUAUCGGAAGGACAUUGCCAAAGGGACCCUACUCGGAAGCUGUGCGUAUGCUAUUCAAUAGCCCGUUAGAGUUCAUUUGGAAUGUCCAAAAGAGGACGAGAGAGUUGGACAGGGUGGAGCGAGAGCGCCAUAAGCUGGGCAAGGUGGUGACCAUGCGGGCGGGAAAGAUUAGGUCGCAGGGGAACAGCAGCAGUAGCAGCGGUAUAGUCAAGAUUAUGAAGAUGGUAUUCGAGCAUGGAUCGCCAAUGGGGAACGAGCGUCGCAGCCACCUGCCAAACUUGGAGAUCAUUUCCCGCAAGGAUCCUGCUUUGGAGUACUGCCCGCUGAAGGUGAAGAUCGCUGAUAUGGGCAAUGCCUGCUGGUUCAAUCAUCAUUUCACCGACGACAUUCAGACGAGGGAAUACCGCGCUCCAGAGGUCAUUCUGGGUGCCGGCUACAACGAAAAGGCAGACAUCUGGAGUGCCGCCUGUCUCUUUUGGGAGCUGGCCACCGGCGAUUAUCUGUUCAAUCCCCAGGAGCGUCGCGGAAAGGCCACCUUGGAUGAAACGCACAUAGCCAGCAUCAUUGAGACCUGCGGUCCCAUACCCAAGGAGCUGAUCGCCACGGGCUGCAUGUCGCACAAUUUCCUCCGUUCGAAUGGAACGCUGCGUCACAUCAGGAAUCUCCAGCAGCGUUCUUUGAGCGCCGUUCUAGUGACCAAGUACGGUUGGUGCACCAGCGAGGCCCGGGAGUUUGAGUCGUUCCUGCAGCCCAUGCUGCAUCCGAGUCCGCGCAGGCGAUCCUCGGCCUUGAACGCUACGAUGCAUGCUUGGUUGCUGGAGGACGCGGAAGCGGACGCGGUGGACGUGGAGCACCAGGGUCACUGGCCGAUGUAUCAACGCAAGGAAACAAAGCGCGAGAGCACACCGGAACCGCGGGGGUCAAAAUAGGUUGCCUGGUUUACACACACACGUUUUUCUUGCCAGUUUUCAUUGAAAAAUUCAAGUUUAGUGUACACCUGCCGGCAGACUAGCGUGUGUUUUGCAACACUGUAUUGUGUGUGUGUGUGCAGCCACAUGCCAUAAAAUUCACGUUUGCCACUGGCUCGCACUGCUGUCUUUUGGCUAAUUUUUUGUAUUCUUUUCAAAAAAUUUUCAAUGAAUUUAUACAUAUGAAAAGUUUCAAAACCGCAAAACACUCAGGCGACCAAGGAGCGAAGGGGCAGACCGGCUUAUUCGAGGCACACAGACGCAACACGAAGAUUCCACACCGAUUCCCGAUUCCGGAUUCCUGCCUUGCCUUCGUCGUCCUUCGCCUCGUUGUCCACACUCUAACAACGAUUUAGGAGAGUUUUAUUAACACAAAUAGCAAUACAACUAUGAAUAUGUAUUAAAAUUAUUGCCAUUUCGUUUCUUAUUGGCCAGCACUUCA
Drosophila kikkawai is the source of this 3246-nucleotide messenger RNA. Its product is annotated as SRSF protein kinase 3. NCBI's taxonomy places the organism in Eukaryota, Metazoa, Arthropoda, Insecta, Diptera, Drosophilidae. Gene Ontology annotation, biological process: spliceosomal complex assembly; peptidyl-serine phosphorylation; regulation of mRNA processing. The record is from RefSeq and is a predicted model, not a curated record. Gene Ontology annotation, molecular function: protein serine/threonine kinase activity; ATP binding. Gene Ontology annotation, cellular component: nucleus; cytoplasm.